AUGGAAAUUCAGUUUGAUCUGUAUUCUCUAAGCCCUACCGUAAAUCAUUCCAUUGUUACUUCGCUUUAGCAGUACCAGUAGCAGCCAGCAUCUCAUCUCACCUCUGGAUCGCUUUUCCGCUAAAAUCAAAGGAAAAUGGGGAUCAUUGAGAAGAUUAAAGAAAUUGAGGCCGAGAUGGCCCGGACCCAGAAAAAUAAAGCCACAGAGUAUCAUCUUGGUCAGCUCAAAGCAAAGAUUGCAAAGUUAAGGACGCAGCUAUUGGAGCCUCCAAAAGGUUCAAGUGGAGGUGGGGAAGGUUUUGAAGUUACAAAAUUUGGUCAUGGAAGGGUUGCUCUUAUAGGAUUUCCAAGUGUGGGGAAGUCAACCCUUUUAACCAUGCUAACAGGCACCCACUCAGAAGCUGCAUCUUAUGAAUUCACAACGCUUACCUGUAUCCCUGGGAUAAUUCAUUACAAUGAUACUAAGAUUCAGCUGCUUGAUCUUCCUGGGAUUAUUGAAGGUGCUUCUGAAGGAAAGGGACGAGGGAGGCAGGUUAUUGCUGUUUCAAAGUCCUCAGACCUUGUGUUGAUGGUCCUUGAUGCAUCAAAAAGUGAAGGGCACCGGCAAAUAUUGACGAGGGAACUGGAAGCUGUGGGUUUGCGCUUGAAUAAAAGACCACCUCAAAUUUAUUUCAAGAAGAAAAAAACCGGGGGCAUUUCUUUCAACAGUACUCUACCCUUGACUCAUGUUGAUGAGAAACUUUGUUACCAAAUUCUGCAUGAAUACAAAAUUCACAAUGCAGAGGUGCUAUUUCGUGAGGAUGCUACAGUGGAUGAUCUUAUAGAUGUUAUUGAGGGAAACCGAAAAUACAUGAAGUGUAUAUAUGUUUACAAUAAGAUUGAUGUUAUUGGUAUCGAUGAUGUGGAUAAGUUAGCCCGACAACCAAAUUCAGUCGUCAUUAGUUGCAAUCUUAAGCUGAACUUAGACAGAUUACUUGCAAAGAUGUGGGAUGAGAUGGGCCUUGUGAGAGUCUAUACAAAGCCUCAAGGCCAGCAACCUGAUUUCACAGAUCCUGUUGUUCUCUCAGUUGAUAGAGGUGGUUGCACGGUUGAAGAUUUCUGUAACCACAUACAUAGGAGUUUGGUAAAGGAUGUCAAGUAUGUGCUAGUUUGGGGCACAAGUGCAAGACACUAUCCUCAACAUUGUGGUCUUUCGCAUGUUCUUCAAGACGAGGAUGUGGUUCAGAUUGUCAAGAAAAAGGAAAAAGAGGAAGGAGGGAGAGGCCGUUUCAAAUCACAUUCAACAGCUCCUGCUCGAAUAUCUGAUAGAGAGAAGAAGGCUCCCUUGAAGACAUAAACAGUGGUGCCAACAUGAGAUCCUUGUUGUCUUGUCUGGCAAAACAAGUAAUGUCAAAAAGAAGAGUAACAAUUGGCAUUGUUUUGGAAUAGUGAAAUCAAGCGGCAAUGUUGUAUUUUGCAGCUUUGAUUUCCGAUGAUUAGAUACUGUAUUUAAUCCUGUCUUACAUGUUAUAAACAAGUCAAUUGAGAAGCAGAGAAUAGAAUUUAGGUAA
Carica papaya (papaya) is the source of this 1549-nucleotide messenger RNA. RefSeq names its product P-loop containing nucleoside triphosphate hydrolases superfamily protein. The record is from RefSeq and is a predicted model, not a curated record. NCBI's taxonomy places the organism in Eukaryota, Viridiplantae, Streptophyta, Magnoliopsida, Brassicales, Caricaceae. Gene Ontology annotation, molecular function: GTP binding; GTPase activity.